AUGUACGGCGAACUAGGAAAUAAACUGGUCCAACACGCCAAACGCACCCAAUCUCUCGCCCAUCUACCCCCCUACCAAACUGAAAUCGUCCGCUCCGUCGCCCGCGAAGUGCGCGACCUCAAUAAUGACGUUGCGCAUCAUCUCGCGCCCUUUGAGAGCGCUGACGGAAGUCAACAAUCAUCCUUCAACCCCUCCGCACAACCGGCCAUUGCCUGUGCGUUGUUGGUAGACCAUUUGUGCAUGCGACGGAAUAAACGGUGUCUGUUGGCGUAUCACCGUGUUCGAGCGGAGAAGUUGGAGGAGAUGUGUUGGAAGGGCAUUGAUGUGUUGGAGCAGCAGCAGCCCGUUACCACUGCCGCUGGAAAUAAUAAUAACAAUAAUAACGGGAACAAAGAGUCAACGGGCAAUACAGACGACAAUAGCGCGACGACGAACACGUCGGGACAAAACUCGCUGAGUCCCGAGGAAGAAGAAUAUUUCCGGCUGUAUAGUGAAAUGCUCGCGGCGUAUAAAGGGCAAUGGACGGAUAUUGAUCUAACGGGUAGUCUGGAGCCGCCGAAGGAUUUGUUUAUUGAUGUGCGAGUGUUGAAGGACGCGGGCGAGAUUCAGACUGAAUAUGGGGCAAUCAACCUCACCAAGAACAGCCAGUUUUAUGUCCGGCAAGGCGACGUCGAGCGCUUGAUUGCGCAGGGAUAUUUGCGGCGAUUAGGCUGA
Messenger RNA from Talaromyces marneffei, 714 nucleotides. RefSeq lists its product as uncharacterized. Bases 1 to 714 code for a protein of 237 amino acids. The record is from RefSeq and is a predicted model, not a curated record. Gene Ontology annotation, cellular component: GINS complex. Lineage: Eukaryota; Fungi; Ascomycota; Eurotiomycetes; Eurotiales; Trichocomaceae. The transcript has 3 exons. Gene Ontology annotation, biological process: DNA replication; DNA strand elongation involved in mitotic DNA replication.